CCAGAGCAGCAGGAUGGAGGAGGUGCCUCACGACUGUCCAGGGGCCGACAGUGCCCAGGCAGGUCGAGGAGCCUCAUGUCAGGGGUGCCCCAAUCAGCGGCUCUGCGCUUCUGGAGCUGGUGCUGCCGCGGACCCGGAGGAAAUCAAAGAGAAAAUGAAGACCGUGAAACACAAGAUCUUGGUGUUGUCUGGGAAAGGCGGCGUUGGGAAAAGCACGUUUAGCGCCCACCUGGCCCAUGGCCUAGCGGAGGAUGAAAACAUGCAGGUUGCUCUUCUAGACAUCGAUAUAUGCGGGCCGUCAAUUCCCAAGAUCAUGGGAUUGGAAGGAGAACAGGUUCACCAGAGCGGCUCGGGCUGGUCUCCAGUGUUCCUGGAAGACAACUUGGGGGUGAUGUCGGUGGGUUUCUUGCUCAGCAGCCCUGACGAUGCCGUCAUCUGGAGGGGACCCAAGAAAAACGGCAUGAUCAAGCAGUUCCUCCGCGACGUGGACUGGGGCGAGGUGGACUACCUCAUCGUGGACACCCCGCCUGGGACGUCGGACGAGCACCUCUCGGUGGUGCAGUACCUGGCUGUGGCGCACAUCGACGGGGUGGUGAUCAUCACCACGCCACAGGAAGUGUCGCUCCAGGAUGUCCGGAGAGAGAUCAGCUUCUGCCACAAGGUGAAGCUGCCCAUCAUCGGGGUGGUGGAGAACAUGAGCGGCUUCAUCUGCCCCAAAUGCCAGAAAGAGUCUCAGAUAUUCCCACCAACAACAGGGGGUGCAGAGGCCAUGUGCCAGGACCUGAAGAUCCCGCUGCUUGGCAAAGUGCCUCUGGAUCCACGCAUAGGUAAGAGCUGCGACAAAGGACAGUCUUUUUUGGUGGAAGCGCCAGAUUCACCAGCCACUGUCACCUACAGAAGUAUAAUUCAGAGAAUCCAGGAGUUCUGUAGUCAGCAUCUGCCAGAAGGAGAGAACCUCGUCGGCUCCUGAGACAGGAGGCCAUGAAGGGCAGCAGCACGACCCGUCCGUCACGCCUGGCCAGCGUGGGGACAGCGCGUGGGUCACAGGCAGAAAGGGACCAGCCCCAGGCGUGGCGUGACGUCACUUUUUCAGAGACACUUUAAUCAUCUAGCAUUUGUACACCUUCCUUUAGAACGUAUGUAACGGACGUUCUUUACAGAUGAGCCAUUCGAAAAAUAAAAACAGCUCCUCCAACCUCUGCCCCGAGGCCUGCUUCUCAUGAAAACCCAGCAGCUUGGGGGCCAUGGACUUCUCUGUCAGAAGCGGUCCUGUUACAGAACAUCUC
This is a messenger RNA of Budorcas taxicolor (takin), 1286 nucleotides long. It is a transcript of the gene NUBP1, whose product is annotated as NUBP iron-sulfur cluster assembly factor 1, cytosolic. NCBI's taxonomy places the organism in Eukaryota, Metazoa, Chordata, Mammalia, Artiodactyla, Bovidae. The record is from RefSeq and is a predicted model, not a curated record. Gene Ontology annotation, cellular component: cytosol. Gene Ontology annotation, molecular function: 4 iron, 4 sulfur cluster binding; ATP-dependent FeS chaperone activity; ATP binding. Gene Ontology annotation, biological process: iron-sulfur cluster assembly. The transcript is spliced from 11 exons. The coding region runs from base 14 to 970 and encodes 318 amino acids.